Dufourea novaeangliae is the source of this 816-nucleotide messenger RNA. It is a transcript of the gene RpS3, whose product is annotated as 40S ribosomal protein S3. Gene Ontology annotation, molecular function: RNA binding; structural constituent of ribosome. Gene Ontology annotation, biological process: positive regulation of apoptotic signaling pathway; translation. Lineage: Eukaryota; Metazoa; Arthropoda; Insecta; Hymenoptera; Halictidae. The record is from RefSeq and is a predicted model, not a curated record. The transcript is spliced from 4 exons. The coding region runs from base 53 to 781 and encodes 242 amino acids. Gene Ontology annotation, cellular component: nucleus; cytosolic small ribosomal subunit.
UCCAGUCGAGUCUUUUGGACCUUCGAUUCCUUUUGUCCCGCCAGCAUCAAACAUGGAGAAUCGUUCUAUUUCAAAGAAGAGGAAGUUUGUCGGGGAUGGAGUCUUCAAAGCAGAGUUGAACGAGUUCCUAACUCGUGAACUCGCAGAAGAUGGAUACUCAGGAGUGGAAGUACGUGUCACUCCUCAUCGUACUGAAAUUAUUCUGCUGGCAACCCACACACAGAGUGUUCUUGGAGAAAAAGGUCGUAGGAUCAGAGAACUGACUUCUGUGGUACAGAAGAGGUUUAAUUUCAAAGAGACACAAAAUAUUGAACUGUAUGCUGAGAAAGUUGCAACACGUGGUCUUUGUGCUAUUGCUCAGGCUGAAUCUUUGCGUUAUAAAUUAAUUGGAGGUCUUGCUGUACGAAGAGCUUGCUAUGGAGUUCUACGUUUCAUCAUGGAAUCUGGAGCAAAAGGUUGUGAAGUAGUCGUCAGUGGCAAAUUGCGUGGACAGAGAGCAAAAUCAAUGAAAUUCGUUGAUGGACUGAUGAUCCACUCUGGUGAACCCACCAAUGAUUAUGUUAAUACUGCCACCCGCCAUGUACUUCUCAGACAAGGUGUACUUGGUAUCAAAGUAAAAAUUAUGCUCCCAUAUGAUCCUCAAGGCAAAACAGGUCCAAAGAAACCUCUUCCAGAUUCUGUUUCCAUUGUGGAACCAAAGGAUGAAAUUUUCCCAUCCCAACCAUCAUCUGAAGUGAAAGCAUCGAAAGAUAUGCCACAACCAACACCACUUGCAGUGUAAUUUAUACACAAAUGAAAAUAAACUUUUAAAAGAAA